AUGGCGUCCAAUGUCCCGCCCUCGCCCGGCACCAACGGCCCAUACACGGCCCUCCCAUCGAACACCGCGAGCGCUGGAGGCGGAGUCAUGCCCUCCGCCGGCCAUUUCGCAGACAUGCAAGCCCUCAUGCAGAACCUGGAUGUUUUGAGCGGGUGGCUACAACAAAAUCGCGAAGACUUCGAGGGCUUGAGGGAGGGUCUGCGUUGGGUAGAAGGGAUGGGCGGGCUCCCGCCCACAGCGCCCCAAGCGCAGCAGCAUCUGGAGAAUGGCGUGCAGAGCGAAGACCAGGACCAAUCACACACCAUUGCUCAACUCCGCUCCGAGCUCAACGCCUCCCAGCAACGAAUAGCCUCUCUCGAAAGCACACUUGUCUCCUUCCAAAGCCUCCACAACCUCUUCAAUUCCACCCUGUCGGACACCAUGCGUCUCGUUCGCAACUACACCUACACACAGCAAACGUAUAUCACAGACCUGCACAGACAUUACACGAAACUAUUGCAAGAUGCGCGGUACGAGACACUAGAAGCGCAAUUGAUCCACCAAAAAUGGCAAGAGGGACUGAGCAAAGUGAGCGAAACGUGUCGGGAAGCGGUGCGGGCAAGGGAGAAAGAGGCCGAUGAAGGUGGAUGGAGGGCGGAGGUGAAGGGUCUAAGACUGGAAAAUCGGCUGUUGAGGAGGAAGGUUGGGUGGGAGAUUCGGCCUGACAGUGAUGAAGAGGCGGAAGAGGACGGAGGUGAAGAGGAGGAGGGGAGAGGCAGUCGGGGCAGUUUGGGUCUGCAUCGUACUGGACCAUUGGUCAUUUGA
Messenger RNA from Neohortaea acidophila, 804 nucleotides. RefSeq lists its product as uncharacterized. The coding region runs from base 1 to 804 and encodes 267 amino acids. The transcript is spliced from 2 exons. Lineage: Eukaryota; Fungi; Ascomycota; Dothideomycetes; Mycosphaerellales; Teratosphaeriaceae. The record is from RefSeq and is a predicted model, not a curated record.